Neoarthrinium moseri is the source of this 1338-nucleotide messenger RNA. RefSeq lists its product as uncharacterized. The record is from RefSeq and is a predicted model, not a curated record. The coding region runs from base 1 to 1338 and encodes 445 amino acids. NCBI's taxonomy places the organism in Eukaryota, Fungi, Ascomycota, Sordariomycetes, Amphisphaeriales, Apiosporaceae. Gene Ontology annotation, biological process: regulatory ncRNA-mediated heterochromatin formation. The transcript is spliced from 4 exons. Gene Ontology annotation, cellular component: nucleus. Gene Ontology annotation, molecular function: siRNA binding.
AUGUUCUACCGUACUUGGGAUGGUCUGCCCGAGGACCCGUACUUUCCUUCCGACCUGGAGAAGCUGGGCUAUUUUGUCAACGAGUCCGAUGAGAUACGCUCACUUGAGGAUGAGAAGUACUACUUCAAGUUCUUCAUCAACAAGAACCAGCGCUACAAUGAUCGUCAGCGCUUCGCCAUGAAUGAGGCCGUCGAGAAGGUAGUCCACCAGCGCCUCGAGGCCCUCGGCCUGAAGAAGACGCUGCUCCCCCUGGGCACGACCGACAUCUCGCAGCCGCACCUGCCCGUCUUCGUCUCGUCCGACAUUAAGGAUAAGUCGCGCGUCGUCGUCGUCAUCGGCGAGACGUACCAGGACCUGGGCAUCCUGGCGCACCGCGUGCUGGGCGGGCCCGGCGGCGUCGACAACGGCAGCAUGGUCUCGGUGGUCAAGACGCUGCAGGCCCAGCCGUCAUCCCCUACCGACAGCGACGACCACGAUGCCUCGCCCCCUGGCAUCAUCCUCGCCAACACGGGCCAGACGGUCUGGUCGCCCGCGCUGCGCCGCACCCUGACCCUGGUGGGCUCCGGCGGCGCGCCCAUGCCGAGCGCCGUGCACGCGGGCCCGCGGUGGGACGGCGAGCGGGAGCGCGUGCCCGGCAACGGCGACGCCCGGGAGCACAUUGCCUACGUCUUCGAGCAGGUGGUGCCGGCCCUGGUCGGCGCGGGCGCGGGGCUCGACGUCAUCGCCGUGGGCGACGGCGCCGACGCCCUCGAGCAGUACCUGGACUGGCCCGUGACGUGGGCGAGGCUCGCGGGCCGGCUCAACUGCCUCGCCAUCGUGGGCGGGUACCACGCCGCGGACAACAUCAAGUGCAGCGCGUUUCGCGAGUUCUUGCGAAAGAAAGCACGCGCGUACGCCACGUCCUCGGACCCGCUGGGCACCCCGAUCUCGGGCCCGGACGGCAACGCGAACACGACCGCCUUCACGCGCCUGGGCUGCCCGCUCUUCAGCGGCGGUGAGCCGCACUACGUCGAGGCCCUGCUGGGCGCCUGCCUGCCGCACCUGGCCGGCUGGCUUGCCGAGGUCGCGCGCGCCGGCCGCGGCAACUACGCCAACCCGGCCAUGGCCGUCAUGUACGCCGACCCGGGCCUGGGAGGCGACGACGACGACGGGGAGGAGGAGGAGGAGGACCCUUGGAGCAAGUACACGAGCGCUCCGGUCCGCGAGCAGUCGCCCACGGAUUUCGGCGCCGGCCCGGCUACGGAGGUCUGGGAUGGCCAGGGCGGUGGCAAGAGAGAGGACGAGGAUGAGGAUGACGAGAUUAUCAGGGAGCUCGAGAAGGGCCUUAUCUUUCACUGA